GACGCAAAAGAUCGCGGAAUUUGGCGCCUAUUUUUUGUUGGCUGGGUGUUCUCGCCUGUGAUUGGGCCUCGGCGCGGCGUGCCCGGUGCGCCUGGCUGCGGCUGCUCUGUCGACCUUGGCAAGACAGGCGGCGCGGUACUCGACCGGCCUCCCGGGGGAUGGGUCACCAGGAGCCCCCGCUGGCCCGCACACGGGCGGGAGGUGCGGCUUAUAUAAACAGGUUAUGUAAACGGCUCAGCUGGCGCGAACACGUGGAGAGCCGCGGGAGCCCGGACACCCGGUUCUCCCCCUCUAGCGCCGCCGCCACCGCCAGUGCAGCAGCAGGCUUCGGAGCACACCCGGCCCCGGCCGCCGCCUCUGGCGCCGCUCGGUACCGUAGGCAGCGCUGGCUCGGAGCGGACCAUCCCCAGCUUGGGGCGCCAAGGGGGAAACGGGCCGCCCGGAAGUGGAGGGGCGCCGGCCAGGUCACAAUCCAAGGUCCCGCUCUUCCACGUCCUGGGCCCGGACGGAGGGAUGAGGCAGGGGGGACCCGGGCAGCGCCGUUGCUGCUCCCCCCGCCGCCCGCAGCCAUGGAAACGGGGGAGGAGGACGGCGCCCGAAGAGGUACACAAAGCCCCGAGCGGAAAAGGCGAAGCCCAGUGCCGCGGGCGCCCAGCGCAAAGCUGAGGCCGGCAGCGGCCCAGGCCAUGGAUCCGGUGGCAGCCGAGGCCCCGGGCGAGGCCUACCUGGCACGGCGGCGGCCAGAGGGCGGCGGCGGGUCGGCGCGGCCGCGGUACAGCCUGUUGGCAGAGAUCGGGCGCGGCAGCUACGGCGUGGUUUACGAGGCAGUGGCCGGGCGCAGUGGGGCCCGAGUGGCGGUCAAAAAGAUCCGCUGCGACGCCCCCGAGAACGUGGAGCUGGCGCUGGCCGAAUUCUGGGCCCUGACCAGCCUCAAGCGGCGCCACCAGAACGUCGUGCAGUUUGAGGAGUGCGUCCUGCAGCGCAAUGGGCUGGCCCAGCGCAUGAGCCACGGCAACAAGAGCUCGCAGCUUUACCUGCGCCUGGUGGAGACCUCGCUCAAAGCUUCCAUGUCUGAGGGGAUCAAGCAGCUCUUGAAAGAUAUGUUAGCUGCUAACCCACAGGACCGGCCUGAUGCCUUUGAACUUGAAACCAGAAUGGACCAGGUCACAUGUGCUGCUUAAAAUUCAGGGCAAAGCAUCUUGAGUGUUUUUAACUAGGUUGAUCCUCGGGACCCGUAGUCUCAUCGUGUCUCACCCAGAGGACAGCAGAGUGUGUAGGCGGUGGCUUGGUCGGUUGGCGAUCUCCCAACAGCUGGAUCUCCGGCAAUGUGAAGCUUUCAUUUGGGAUUUCCCCCCUCCUUUUAGUUUUGCUUCAUUUUUUUUUUAAUCUUAUUUUUUGUCCUUUUUUCCCUUUUUUUUUUUUUUUUUUUAAUUUAAGCGAUUAAGACUUCAGAAGAGCAAGAAACUAUUCUGUGGAGAAACAACACAGACAAAGCAUAUGUAUAAAUUCCAUUUUUAAUUUUUAUAAGGGGUUAGGGAGCUAUUUUGUUUUGUUCCUUUAUUUUCCCCCUGUCUUCUUGGUUUUUACCCAUUCCUCGGUUCUGUUUCCAAUCCCUCGCAUCCCCAGAGGAGGCCUGCCUCUCUAUGGAGACCGGGGGUCAGUCCUACCGUGGGGGUGUGAAGCCAGGAGGCAGCCUGUGGGCCUCCCCCCCCCACCCUAUCCCCCACCAGACGCGGGCACUGCCGGGCUGUUCCAUGCUCGCCCUCAGGCCUUAGAGAUGAUCAGAGGCGAAGAACCAUCUAGAAGAGGAAGACCGGGUUUGGCCAGGAGAACUCAAAGUCUAAACUGUGGGUUUGCUCUCUUUCCGGCUUCUGGAAGCUCUGGGCCACACCAGGACACGCAGUGGUGGACAUCCACUCCCUCUUCUGCCCCUUGUAAGCGAGAGCACUGGCGAGGGGGGCAUACAGAGGUGACUCUCCCCCCCCCCCCCUUAGUGACCAUUGAGUGUCAGUCCAGCCCAGCUUGACAAGCCUACCUUUCUGGUAAUGGUCUCCCUCCCAGAGGAAGACCCCCACCCCAGGAAGAAACUGUUGUGCCAAACCUCUACCUGGGACAUGCUGGGCCUUAGGCAGGCAGCUGUCACUGCUGUGGGGUCAGUUCCCGUCACCUCCUGCCUCCUGGGUCAUCCCCUUCCCCUCUGUGCCCACCAAACAUCCCUGUUGUCACAGAAACUCGAGUCCCUGAGAUCCAGUUGUGACCAUUGCCCUGAGAAAAGGGCGUCCUGAACUGGCUGCCACUGUCAUCUCCUCAGUGAAGGGUAUGCCCUGCGUGUGAGCCAGUGGUGUCACAGCUGGUGACAGGGUCAGGCACCAGCUCCCUCACCCCCAGGGACUUACUGUGAGGUGCCCCACUCAGUGUCAGCAUGUCUACUGGGGAAAGCAGGGACCUGCGGAGAGCAGAGAGGGGCCAGGGUAGACUGCCUGUAGCUGUCAGGUGCCCGUUUGUGACCUGCCACCUUAAAGCUUCCCCAGCGUCCCCCUGUGGACCUCACCACACUGUCCACGCUCCCUGCCAGCACUCUUGCAGCUCCCUCCCCUCAGGCUUCUGGACCUGGGUGUCCACUCCCCUGGCAGGGGCAUGGGGACUGGCCUCAGGUUGUCCCUGUCGCCCAGAAGCGGCUGGGGCUACUCUGGAGCCUUUUCACCCCAUUCUGGCCAAGCAGGAAAGGGUGUUGGGGGAAGGGGAAAGGAAUUCUCUUAUGUUUGCUUUUCAUUUUCUCUAAACCAGCAUAGGAUCGAUAGAGGAGGUAGUUAGGGGGCAUUCAGGUUGGUGUGUGACCAAGGCAGGGGGCUUUCCCCCCAGAGCAGCAGUCAUUUGUCCCUGGAAGUUUGGGAGAGACCCACACGACACCAGCCCUGAACCACAAACUUGAAACAAGCUAGCUGCUGCCCCCUUGGGUGGAGGGGGUUGGCUGCCGGAUGCAGGGCUGCAGGUGUGAGCCCGGCCCUUCCUUCCUGGUGAGACCCUAUGUGCCCACCUGCCUCCUGGCUCCUCUCGGACUCCUCAGACAUCCUGAGCAUCCCCACUGUGGGGAGCACAGCGUCCUUAAUUACAGCGCACUCCCUUCUCUGUCACCACCCUGCCCCCACUUCCCCUCAGGGGCUGCUGUCUCUUCGAACAGAUGGGAAAAACAGUUCCCAAACUCGACCACAGCCCUCCCUGCCUGCAACCUCCCCUCAAGUCCCCAGUGAAGGCUCGGGACUAACAAGGUAUUUACUUUUGCUCCUUUUCCUCUGCUCUCCCGGGUCCCCCAUCUGGGCAAAGUCUUGGAGCUGCAGUGGUCCCCCCUUCAUUACUUCUCUUGGCAUCAGAGUAACCCCUGGAGGUCCCAGGAUGUCUAUACCCUUGGACAAGGCUGGUGGCCUGGUUGGGGUUGCCGGCUUCUGCGUACCCUUCCCUUGCAGGAGUCUGCUGAUCCUUGCUGAGGGGCGGGGCCUCCUUCCUUGGCUUCUGAUGGCUAGCUUGUUAGUCCCAAGUGCCUGUCUGCUCCCCUCCCCGUGUGUCUGCCUCGGGCACCCAGCCGGCCAGCUGGAUGUCACCCUGCAUGAGCACAAGCUCUGCCCGCGGCCGGUGCCCAGCUUGAGGUUGGACCUAGGGAGCCCCCGUCCUUUCCUCCGCCACCUUCCCGCUCUUCCCCUGUCCCCAUCAGUUUCCUGCCUUUCCAUCCUCUCCACCUGUGCCUCAUCCCUGCGCCACUGCAUUCGUAAGGCCCAUCCAAGUUCUAGGAGUUUCCAGACUUUAAAAUAGCAGUCAUUCUCUUUUUGGAUCUGUGAAAAGGUUAGCCCGGAGGAGGAGGGAGGUUCCGGACCUGAGCCCUGUGGGUGUGGGCUCGGGUCGCCCUCCGAGAGAGGACGCAGCAAGACAGAUCAUAGUGCCUUAUUCCACUGUCCUCCCUUGACCAGACCUGCUGGCUCAGCCUGAAGCCCGCAGCGUCCUUCUCCCUGUCCAUGUCCCUCUGUCACUUACACUCCCAUUCCUGCCCACAGAGAGCCACGAGGGACGGGUCCCCCCCUGCCCCCUCGCCCCAUCCCUCCCCGGGGGCUACUGCCAGGUGCAGGUGCUCGGCCGCUUUAGCCGAGGAUGGACGCUUUAGCCGGGUAGACUCUGCCUCUCCCCCACCCACCCCUGCAGCAGGUCCCCUCCCUCUUACUUGUAGCCGGGAGGAUGCUGCCAUCUGUUUGCUCAAGAUGGGCUGCAUCUGACCCCCUUUCUGGGCACCGGGGACUAAGGUCACAGGCCUUAGCCUCCUCUCUUCCCAGAGGCGUCGGGACAGGAGAGUGGGACUUGCACCCACCCAGACGUGGUUUGCCCCCGCUGGCUGCCCUUCUGAGGAAGCGUGCUCAACGGGUUUACUUGAGAAAUACCCUGUUUACAGCUGCAGGAGACACGUGACCACCACUGGUGGAGACCUGCCUCCCGACGGGCUUGGCCUCCUUUCCGGCACUGCCAGGGGUGGUCCCAGAGCAAACGAGGGCAGAGACGGCAGGGUGCGUGCCCUGCCCCGCCUGCUCCCCGACCCCGCGGUGCUAAGACCACUCGCCUCCUUCCUCGCAGCCUUCCUGCCCCUGGACAUUCCCCGCCUCGACCAUUCCCUUCCUCCAAGGUUCUCUGCUCCUUGACCUAUCAGCUGGCUCCUAGAAAACCAGUAUUUGGAGCAAUAAGAUUAUUUUUGCCUGAGUCUUUCUAAGAAAAGGUAAAGAGCUGGCGUGAUAGGAAUGUUCUUUUCCGUGCUGUCGCAGUUUACCGUUUUAGAAGACAGAUCUUUGUAGGACAGAUGCCUGAGUUUCAGCCUCAGAGUAUCUUUUGGAAACUUGGAACAGCAGGAGUUGGGCCUCCACCCCCUAAGGAGGGGACCCUAACUCUCUGCCCGCACCUUGCCCCACACUGCCAGGGCUUCCGGGCCUGCCCUGGAAGUGCGCCUCUCGCCUUUGAUCCUGCCUGCACGCCCCCCCCCACACACACACUUCCGGGGGCUCCUGGGUGAUUGCUCCCACCAAUUCCUUUCCCCUUCCUUGGCCUGGCCCGUGGCCCCAGACAGGCACAGCCCUACUGGAGUUAUCUAGGAGCUGGCAGCCUGAGCACGGCCAAGCUCGGGGCUGCGCCUUGGGGACACCAGGCCCAUCUCUGAUCCUGCCCGCGGGGCUUGGGGGCAGGGACUCGACUCCUGUCCGGAGAGAGAACCUCAGAAGGGAAAGCAAGAGGUGGGACGUGAGGGUCGGCCAACGUAAGCCCCCACAGCCACCGUAGAGAAGUGAACCCACUUCCAUCAGCUGCCAGGAGGUUCCUACGUCGUUUUCCAUGAGAGGCCGCAAGAGGAAGGGAGCUUAGCCUGUUCAGGAACAUUUUAAAGAAAGCCUUUGUGCCCCAGGGGCCUCUCUCAGACGAUUUCACGUUCUUGCGGGGCCGACGUGGGUGAGGGAGGCACGACGUAGCCCAGGCACAAAGUUAGCUUCGAAUACUAGUUGAUAAAUCUAUUUUUCUUUAUUUUCUUGUUUUGCACAGAAGCUGGUAAUCUAGGACCUACGUGUGAACAACUUUAUAUGACUAUUUUUUGUACUUGGUUUACUUGGGUUGGUAUGAUACAUUAUAUUUAAGUUCCUCGAACACUGUGCAUCCCCCAAUGUGUAUGAAUGACUGAGGCUUUGUAAAUUAAGGGAUGUUUGUGUGAAUAAAGUUAUUUGAUGGGGUCAAAGAAGCCAUAA
Suricata suricatta (meerkat) is the source of this 5762-nucleotide messenger RNA. It is a transcript of the gene STK35, whose product is annotated as serine/threonine kinase 35. NCBI's taxonomy places the organism in Eukaryota, Metazoa, Chordata, Mammalia, Carnivora, Herpestidae. The record is from RefSeq and is a predicted model, not a curated record. Bases 159 to 1181 code for a protein of 340 amino acids. The transcript has 4 exons. Gene Ontology annotation, molecular function: protein kinase activity; ATP binding. Gene Ontology annotation, biological process: protein phosphorylation.